This is a messenger RNA of Acanthopagrus latus (yellowfin seabream), 4061 nucleotides long. RefSeq names its product cyclin-dependent kinase 5 activator 1-like. Gene Ontology annotation, biological process: activation of protein kinase activity; positive regulation of cyclin-dependent protein serine/threonine kinase activity; brain development. Lineage: Eukaryota; Metazoa; Chordata; Actinopteri; Spariformes; Sparidae. Gene Ontology annotation, cellular component: cytoplasm; protein kinase 5 complex. Gene Ontology annotation, molecular function: cyclin-dependent protein serine/threonine kinase activator activity; protein kinase binding. Bases 2187 to 3191 code for a protein of 334 amino acids. The record is from RefSeq and is a predicted model, not a curated record. The transcript has 7 exons.
CUGUAUGUUUUAUUUACACCAUCAAGUGCAGAAUCACCACCAACAACCAACAAACACAAACAAUACAAGCAACGCUACACAGCUUUAUAGAAAAUGUAUAUACACGUAGAAAACGUUGUGCUGUUUCACUUUUUUGUCUUGUUUUGACUUGGGGCGGGGGGCGGGGAGGAUCAGUUUAGUCUCACAGCUGAACCGUUAGUGAUGAAACAUGCUGACAUCGGCUCCAGCGUCCCCUCACUCUGACACCACAAACUGCAGCUCACACCCGUGAUAUCAGGCCCCGUUUCAACAUGAACGACGCGGCAGGAGAUUCAGAUUCAUCAACCACACCACUCCCAGAGGAGGCGGGGCUUGAGAGUCCUGAUUGGUUGACGUUCUCGUUCUUCAGGAACGCAGCAGACGCACCUUGUCAGGAGGCAGGUUCAUCGAAUUCUGGAAGACAUUUUAAAGGUUAGUGAGUUUAAAGCACCUUGAAGAGUCUUUGUGACACUUAAUGUGCAGUGAUGUUGCUGGAACAGUUGGAUUUAGGGUUAGGGUCAUAAAGAACCUAAAACUAUGAAUCAAAAUUCAUUUCAUUUUGAAAUUUAGGGUAAACCCCCCAAAAAUCAUGUUUUUCAUGAAAACUCACACUUUAAUCCAUCAGAUGAGUUUUCAGAUGAAAAUAAAAUUCACUUGGUGGAGAAAGAAUAAUUUUUACUUGGAAUGAUUAUUUUGUUUCAUCUGCAGCAGUUACAGCCUCUCAGAACUUUGUCUUCUGGGUUGUCAGUUUGUGGAGGCGAUCUGAGGAAAUGUCCCUCUAUGCUUCCUGUAGCCCCUUCCACAGGUUGGACCAGCUUGAUGGGUACUUCUUAGGUAUCAUACAGUCAGUCUGUUUCACAGCAGCUCUACAGGGUUCAGAUUUCAUGAUCUGCUGGACACAAAACCUGCUGACUGCUCCUUCUCUAAAUAGUUCUUCAUAGUUCUGAACUUUGGCUCAUUUUCCUGUUGGAGGAUAAAGUUUGCUCCAGUCAAUCUCCAUCCACAGUUCAUGACAUGGUCUUGUAAAAUGAGGUGAUAAUCUUCCUGAAUCCAGGUCCCUUCAGCCGUGAGCAUAUGUCCACCUUUACCAAAACAGGCCAGACCAUCACAUUUCCUCCAUCAGGCUAACAGGUGGAGGCACUACUUGUUAUAUGUCGCACAACUCUUCUUCUCUGCAAUCCAAACUUAGACACAUCUUUCCAGAACACUUGUUUCCAGUCUUUGUAUGUUAAGUGUCUGUGUUCUGUUCUCCAUCUGAUUUUUUUCCUUUUACUGAUGCAUCAAUAAAUUAUAUCUAUUUAUCUAUCCUGGAGCUUCCUCUUCACCUGAGACAUGAGGACCUGGGAGGCACUUGUUUCUCAGACUAGAGUCUGAUUUGCUCCUCCUCUUGCUCCCAUUUAUCUUUGUACUGUGGUGCGAGUCAGUUUGACUUGUUGAUUGAAGGGAGUAGUACACGCCAUGUUCAUUUCUCAGAGCAACACAAGUUUCAAACUUGGAUUAGCUAACACAAUGAGCCACUGCAAUGUGCAAAACGCAGCAGCAUUGUAACCUGUAUUUUCCUAGUAAACACAUCAACCUCUUCAGCUCUUGCUUCUCUUUUUGGGUUUUUCUCCAACUUCACACCUGUUAACUGCCAGAGUGUCUCAGGGCUAAAAAGAGUCAACAGGCCAGAUGUCCGAACCCUAACCCUAACUCUAAGAAUCCACUGGAUGCAUGUACGUUGCGUCAUGGGUCUGGGAUGUUUUUGCUCCAUCAUCUGUCAUCAGGCAACCCCUACCGCUUGAGUCGCGAGACCGAAGAGUUCCUGUGAUAAUUACCUAAUCACGUGAGACCAAGGUUAUAGCUUUAAAGUUUCAGUACCAUGGACAGAGUCUCUGCUGGAGCCCCGCCCCCAAGACUGCGUCACAGAGACAGACAGACAGGUGGAGACAGAGACAGGUGAAGACAGAGAGGGGGACACACUGAUCCACCAGGACUACAGACAGGUUGGAGGAAGGAGGCUGCAGCAGUGAUGGAGCUGCAAGCACGUUUUUAUUUCUAACGUUUGAACGGUCGGACCGGAACGACAGACAGAUUAGAGACAGACUGACAGACAGACAGACGGACAGACAGAAAACUGCUCCUUCGCUGCUGCAGAGAGGCUCGCGCCGGUCCUUCCGCUUGUCGUCAUGGGAACGGUGCUGUCUCUGUCUCCGGGCUCGCGGAAGGCUGCGGCUCGCGGGCCGGAGAAGCUCGGGGAGCUCACGGUACAGAAGCCGUUGGAGGCUCGUGAGGAGGAAGAGGAGAAGGACGACACGAAAAGGAAGAAGAAGAAGAGGCACCCGAUGCUGCUGCACGCGCUCAGCUGGAAGAAACGUCUCGUUGCCGCACGAGCCAAGAGGAAGGGCGGGAAGAAGGUGAAGCCAGCAGUGUCCGAGGCCCGGCACGUGCAGCGGGAGCAGGCGGUCACCGACAGCCGCCACAGAGCGCUGAAGGGCGGACACAGACACGGACCCAUCCCUGUACCCGUCCCCACCGUGCCGAACCAGAACCACAAUGAGAACCGGGGAAGGCCGGACCUGAUCAUCUCACCACGGAGGGUGGUGGUGCAGGCGUCGACAGGUGAGCUUCUGCGUUGUCUUUCAGACUUCCUGAUUCGUCGUUGUGUCAAACUGAAGGAGCUGUCGUCCAAUCAGAUCAUCUUGUGGUUCAGAAAUGUCGACCGAGCGCUGCUGGUUCAGGGCUGGCAGGACCAGUGCUUCAUCAGUCCAGCCAGUCUGGUCUUUGUGUACCUGCUGUGUCGCGAUGCUGUGGAUGAGGACAUGUCUUCGGAGCACGAACUCCAUGCCACCUUCCUCACCUGUCUCUACCUGGGAUACUCAUACCUCGGCAACGAGAUCUCGUACCCCCUCAAACCCUUCCUGGUGGAGUCCAGCCGUGAUGCAUUCUGGGAACGAGCACUGGAGAUGAUUGAUCGCCUGAGCGGCGACAUGCUACGUAUCAAUGCCGACCCUCACUUCUUCACCGAGGUAUUUCAGGACCUGAAGAACGAGGGUGGAGCCAAGGAGAGGGAGGAGAGAGAGAGGGAGAAAGAGAAGGAGACAGGGGAGGAAGAGAGACAGAAACUGAAGGAGAAGAAAGAUGAGGAGAAAGAAAAUAGUGCAGGAAACCGCAUGGAGGACCUGGAUCGUUAAGUGAGGCUGAGACUGAGACCAUUAAAAAACAGAGAAAGGAGAACAUAGUAUUUGUUAAUGAGGCUCACCCAGCAGCCGCCGACGCUCUGAGGUCUGAAUGUAAACAGUGACCUUUCACCUCCUGCUGAACACAGACUGAAACAUGGACACUCGUUCACUUUACCUGCAUGCUUUCAGUCAAACCAACAGUGUUUUUGAUUGUACUGUUGUUACCAUGGCAACCUUACCUACAAUCCCAGCCUUAGUUUGUUUAAUUGCUGAAGAAAAGUAUUAUUUGUACUACGUCCCAGUACUUACCACACUACUUCUGUAGAAGUGUUUGUAGUAUCUAUACUGUGGCCCAGUAGGCACUUGGUGUGGUGAAACACAUGGGGGUCGACUUGUCAGAAUGAUGCCAGCAUGUUUCUCUGGCUGUUCGGACUCACAGUUCUUUGCACAGCAGGAGAUCUGCCACAUGACUGAGCUACUGAGAGAUGAAUGCUGAUCUGCUGCUUUCAGACUGCACAUGUAUUCUUUUUUUAUGUCAUGAUGAGAGCAGAGCUGAAGGUCUGAUGUCAUGCUGCAUGACGGUGUGACGUCAUACUGCAUGAAACAAGUGUUACUAAAAGAAAUGUUUGCAGCCUUCUUUUGGCAGUUAAGGUUAGGGUGGAUUGUGAGGAAUGUAGUGCAGCAGCUGCAAGCUUAUGACAGAUUUAAAAAUUGAUCAGAGCAGCCAUGAUGAAAACACAAUGUCAUGUUACCUGAUCAGCUGAUGUGACUGUGAUGUUUUGUUGUCUGAAGGCUCAGAAUGUAAAAUCUGUCAGCUAAACCGAAGCUGCUGACUGGUUUCUAUCAGAGUAACCUGCCGACAUAAACCAAACCUGAGAGUCA